UUUUGUCACUAAGUAGAUAUACACUAUAAAAAUAUAUACAAAAUAGAAAUGUAUUUACCUACUUAUAUUAUGAUAUGAAAAUGUAGACGCAAUGAUGACUACAGCGUACCAAUACGUUAAAAUCUAAAUUCUAAAUAAUUUGCAACUAUUUAUGGCGUUGUCUCAUGAACUAUCAUCGGCGUCGGUGCUAAAACUGUGCUCGUUUGUAUUCUGGGGAUGGUUCUACGUUUGGACAACGUUUGUGGAGCCGAAAAAGAGCCCGGAAUGGCAUUCGCGGGUGGUGACGUUGUUGCAUGGGUCUGUGGCUACUUUGGCCGGACUUUGCCAGUGUGGCAUGACCUCUGUCGACCGUUGCAGGCUUACCAUGAAAAUAACAUACGCGGAGUACGCCCUGAUGCUUUGGUCGUGGGGCUACUUCGCGUUCGACCUUCUGUGGUGCCUGCUGUACUGGAACGGCAGCCAUGUCAUCCUGGCGCACCACGUCGUGGCUCUCGUCGCCGUCAAUGUGUAUAUGAGCAAGGCUUACGCUGGGUGCACUUUUGCUUGCACGCUGGCUCUAAUGGAGAUAACAAAUCCGUUUCUACAAACUCGAUGGUUAUUUAGUUUUCAGACAUGUAAACCCUGUCUCCCCAGGUUGCUGCGGUACGAAGGAUAUGGCCAAACAUACAUUUUCUACUUGGUGGAGAUAAUUUACUUCGUCAUGUUCCUAACUAUUCGCGCAAUUUUCUGCACUUAUCUGGUUUUCAAAGUGCUCAACUCAGAUAUACUAGACUUGGACGAAAAAUUAAUCUCCCUAUCUCUAUAUGCAGUGUCUCUCAUUUUAGUGUAUGAGAUACUUAGUUACGUUUCCUACAAAUAUAAAAAUAAAAUAGUAAGUAAGUAGGUGCAUUUUAAUACUUUUAAUACGAGAUCCGGCAUAAAAAUUAUGUACUCUCAUCUGUUAUUUAUUUGGGUUAAGAAAUAAAUGAUAGAAACAUACGUUGCAAAUAGGUUGCUUAGUAAAAUUACGGCUAUCCAGAAUACUAUCCACUAUUGAAUGAAUAUAUUCUUUUUAAUUUAUUUAAUCUACUUCUUUCAUUGGUAGGGAAAAAAUCGUACACUUGAUAAAAGAAUAUACUAGUGUUAGUGAUGCGCCGACUAGUCGGUAAAGCCGAUUAGUCGGCAAAAAGCGCCGUCUAGUCGGUUUAUUAUUUUGUAUGUAUUUCUCAAUAAUAUUAUGUAUUGAGGAAGAAAAAAAACAUUUUAACUAAAGUUUUCUUUUUGUCAUGAUUAAAUUUUUAAUCAACUCCUUAACUUCCAUGAACAAGAACAGUAUUAUUUGUACAAAAAAAAUAUUUUUCAUGUCACUUGCUUGAAAAAAAUACUUUUGCUGAGCUAUAUCAGCAAGCAAAAGUCCAUCAAAGCAAAAGUAACUUUAUUUAAAUAUGUAAGUUUUGAGUUAAGGAUGGUAAAUAAAAUAUUCAUAAGAUAGUUAUUAUUUAAAAUUAGCAGGUUUAGUUAAAGUUUACAUAAUUUUUUUAUUGUUUAUACUCACAAACCAUCGCCUUUGAUAAGAUAACGUACGAGUACCAUAAAUUAAAAAACACACACACACACAAGCACACACACUGACACACUCGCAAGCGACUUGCGCUUAAAUCAUCUAUAUCUAAACAUAGAUUUACAGAAAUCCCUGACCCGUGAUCGGCAUUGCCGACUAGUCGGCAUCUUUGCAACCGACUAAUCGGCUAGUCGGCUAAUCGGCAAAAGUCAUAGUCGGCGCAUCUCUAGAUCUAUACCCAACAGAAUUGAAAACGCAGAGGUUGCCUGCUUUGGUACUGCAACUGUGGGGAUGCCAGAUGUAAACUUUUGAACAAUGUUAUUUAAAUACGAUCAGAAGUUAUUUGGUCGUCUAAUGUGUCAAAUGAAAGCUGAUUGUAUGCUUAAUUUUACUGUAUUAAGUUGCUGUUUAUCUAGUUCAUGGUUUCCUAAAUUUUGUAUGAAAAAUGUGUCUGGCCGCAACUUAACUAGGCCUAUUUACAAUGUGUCACUGUGAAUAUUAUUAUCUAUCAUUUAUUUCUUAUUACUAAUAAAUAAAAAAUUAGGGUAUAUAUUUCCAAGCCGGAUCUUAGACCAUUUAUUAUGUACUCAUAUGUGUAGUAUGGGCCAAACUUCGAGUCCACUCUGAACAUGGGGAGGCUGCGCAAUAUACAAAAACAUAAUAUCCAAAUUGGUUAAUAAAUUUUUGCUUUUUGUUGGAAUGUCCCAGUGGACUCGAAGUUUGGCACAUACUAUAGUAACUUUUAUAUAAAGCGUGGCUUUAAGCAUUGCUGUAAUUGCAUAUUUUUCUUAGGCUAAAAAUGUGUCAAUAUUCUACUAAUAUUUUCUAAUUUGACCCCGGUCUGAUCUGGUGAUAGGAUAGGCUUACGUCGUGGCUAUAGCUUGGCAAAUUCGUUGAUGACACUUCCAUGAUAUGCGGGCGACUGCACGGGUGUGAUGUCGUGCGCGCGGGGCAUGUUUUUUUUAUGUUAGUUACCUCAUAGCUUCUUCUUUUAUUAACCAAUACUAGCGGACGCCCGCGACUUCGUCUGCGUGAAAUUCGUUGUAAAC
Messenger RNA from Bicyclus anynana (squinting bush brown), 2589 nucleotides. RefSeq names its product TLC domain-containing protein 5-like. Bases 152 to 883 code for a protein of 243 amino acids. The transcript has 3 exons. Gene Ontology annotation, cellular component: membrane. The record is from RefSeq and is a predicted model, not a curated record. Lineage: Eukaryota; Metazoa; Arthropoda; Insecta; Lepidoptera; Nymphalidae.